Molecule: messenger RNA, 1188 nt
Organism: Botrytis byssoidea
Lineage: Eukaryota; Fungi; Ascomycota; Leotiomycetes; Helotiales; Sclerotiniaceae
Exons: 7
Coding region: 1-1188 (395 amino acids)
Source: RefSeq, a predicted model, not a curated record
AUGGCCCCCCUGGCGCCUAUCUUCAAGAAAGCAUACCUGACUCUUUUUCUUGGAAUUUCGUUCUAUGCUUUAGCAUUGCUUGCCUUGACAAAUCCAUGGCUGCAAAGACAUGUUAUGUACGUGCACAAGUUACAUCUGCCACAGGCCUGGGCAACAGACAUAGAUAAGCCAGAAAAGUUUGGCUUCGCUAAGAAUCAGGUAUCGCCAUUCAAUUUCAGUACUGUGGAUGGGGAGACUAUCUACGCUUGGCAUAUAAUGCCCCUGGGCCUUUAUGCUAAGCACGAAUCGGAAAUAUUGAAGCAACCUUCGGGGUUCGUGAAUGAUAUAAGUCACAGGAAGGGAUUCGAACUAUUGAGAGAUGACCCAAACGCUCGGCUUAUUAUCAAUUUUCACGGGACGUUUGGAAACGUGGCUCAGGGAGAACGAACAGCUUCAUAUCGGGCGAUGCCUGACGGAAGUACCUCGGAUAUUCACAUUUUAGCCAUUGAUUAUCGUGGAUUUGGCCGCUCAACUGGUUUCCCUACCGAGGAAGGACUCAUCUUAGAUGGUAUCUCGGCAGUAGACUGGGCGAUGAACAUUGCCAAAAUUCCGUCAUCUCGGAUUGUGAUUCUGGGUCAGAGUUUAGGAACAGCAGUUGCUUGUGGCGUCAUAGAGCAUUUUGCCGUGCAAAAAACUGAAUUUGCGGGCGUUGUACUUGUCGCCGGAUUUACAGAUGUUUCAAAUUUACUGACCAGUUACUCCAUCGCCGGCUGGAUACCGGUGCUGUCACCGUUGCGUCCAUACCCUGCACUGCAGAAACUAUUCAUCAGCUAUGUGAACGACAAAUGGCCCUCCACCUCACGCCUUACGAAUUUCGUGAAAAUUAGUAAGCGGGUGCGAUUAUUUAUUGUUCAUGCUUUAGAUGAUUAUGAGAUUCCAUGGUAUCAUUCACAAGGGUUAUUUGCAGCAGCAGCAAAUGGUACUAUGGAAAGUGGGAUAGGCAUGGACUUGUUGGAGAAGAUGAAAGCGCGGAAUACCAUUGAUAUGGGUGAUGGUGCUUUCAUUUCGACUUGGAAGACUGGAAGUGAUAAGAUCAUUCGACAAGAAAUAGUCGCGCAUGGAGCUCAUAGUACGGUCCUCACCUACGCGCCUCUAUCCCUAGCAGUUUUUAAAGCAUUCGGCCUUGACAACGGAGGAGUAAUACCAUGA